Messenger RNA from Colletotrichum godetiae, 438 nucleotides. RefSeq lists its product as uncharacterized. The annotation marks the transcript as partial. NCBI's taxonomy places the organism in Eukaryota, Fungi, Ascomycota, Sordariomycetes, Glomerellales, Glomerellaceae. The record is from RefSeq and is a predicted model, not a curated record. The transcript is spliced from 2 exons.
CAGGUUCUGGAACACCGGGGCUUUCAUGCUGCAUUUCAAAGAUUGUCGCGCAUUCCAGGAAUGUGGCCGGGACUUGUGGUAGGAACCCUUCACAAACUCAUCAGCCUGAGAUGCGACGAGGAAUUACUGAAUUACCUCCACUUCAUCUAUGAUACUUGGUUGCAACUCGCCGGGGGCAACGAAAGUGAAUUAGAGAAGAUCGACUGGAUUACUGUCGAAGCUGUUCAGCUUAGGUGUCCGAGAUUUUCUGCGUCAGAUGAGCGAGCGCUCCGUGGCGUCAUUCUCAAAGGCGACAUCUUCGCUAGUUUCGGCCAUGCCGAGCGGCAAGCAGUAUUUGCGACGUUGUGCUCGUUCGAUUUCCCAGUUCCAUCUCUGUCAACCUUUUUCAAAGAUCUCGGAUAUCUCGAACGGUGCGGCAAUAGCAUGAAGCAUCUAGUC